AGAAAAUACAAAAGAUGAAAAAUGAAAAGUACAUGUUAGAAAUAGUCCAAGGACCAUUUUGCAAUAUGAUAUCUUCUUAAUCAUAAACCUUAGAGAGAGAGAGAGAGAGAGAGAGAGGACGAAGGAAUUGAUGGAGGGUCCAUGAAAUUGCACCUGUAAAUCACUUGAAAAUUCAACAUCAUUCUCAAUAGUAUACAUACAUGCAUGUAUGUAUGUAUGUAUGUAUAGCUAUCUUAUUCUUAGUCAAAGAAUGUAUAUAGCUCAUAGCUCAAAACAAAUAAACAAGUAAUCCCCUUUCAUGAUAUAAUCAUUGUCACUUUCCGAGAUCCUUUUCGAUAGCAUCGAUUACAUUUUUUGCAAUGGUUCGUUAACAUAAGGUGUCAAAUUUCAAUGUCUUACAGUCUCUAUAGUCUUCUGGAGUUCUCUUUUUUUAAAAUUCGUUUCUCUGUAGACAUCACAACUUCGUCUUCAAUUUAGGUUUUUCAUAUGUGAUGAACUUGGGGGGUUUCAGUUCCUUCGUGUAUGAUUUUACUUUACAGUGUCGGAGCGUGUUCAUCUGUACAUGUGGUAUAUAUAGUAAAUUGAGAGAAAUUGAAAGUAUCCCGAGUGUCUCCCUUCCAUAAUUUGAUUUUUCCUGUUCAUAAUUGCAAUAGCGUUUGAUUUUCGGUUGAAGAAGAUAGAUACAUGUAUAUGUAAGUAGAAUUAUUAGGGGAAAAAAGUGUGUCAGCGUUUUUCUCUUCGAUUCAAUCGAUCAGGAGUUCGAUUGUGUUGAAGAACACACAAAAACACACAUUUAGGUCUCGGAAUUGUUCCAGAUGGCUGUGGGCGCACAAAGAAUAAAUCAGAUAAGGUAUCCUGUUGUUGACACCUCCGAUUUGAUGGGAAGUAGGCAUGAAAUCCUUGCAGAAACACCUCCUACUCCUAGAGAAGUUGAAGAUAAAAUUUAUGUGGCAGUGGGGAAAGAUUUGAAAGAGAGUCAGUCAACUCUGCUAUGGGCACUACGCAACUCAGGAGGCAGACAGAUAUGCAUCCUUCAUGUUCAUCAACCUGCAGACAAGAUCCCUAUUAUGGGCACAAAGUUUCGAAUAAACCAACUGGAAGCACAUCAAGUCUCAUCAUACCAUGAGAAAGAGAAGCAAAAUAUGCAUCAACUUCUUGAUGAAUAUAAUCAAAUAUGUCGGAAUGCAGGGGUGACUGCAGAGUUGUAUGAUGUUGAUAACGAUUCUAUUGAGAAAGGUAUUGUUGAAUUCAUAAUCGAUCACAAUGUCAGAAGGCUUGUCAUGGGGGCAGCUGCAGACAAGCAUUUUUCAAGGAAAAUGGUUGACUUAAAGUCCAAGAAAGCCAUCUAUGUACGUUUACAAGCAGCUGCUUCAUGUCAGAUUCAGUUCAUAUGCAAAGGAAACAUCAUUUUCACUAGACAAGGAAGAGUAGAUGGAGUUAAUGUUUCACUUUCAUCUCUAUCACUGCAACCAAACACAACCUCUAAUUCCGGACCGAGUUCCUUGAGGGUAAGUGUAGGAAGAACAUCCGAUGAAUGGAGUGGGAUUUCACAGAGAAGUCGAAGUCCUUCAACAGGGUCUCGAUUGUCUACAUGUUCUAGUGAAGUGGUGGAGCCUUAUGCAAUAAUUGAAAGUGGUGAAAUUGAAUUGGAGUAUGGAUUUAAAGAGGAUAUUGAUAUUCGUCAUACUUCACCUCCAAGUGUUUUGCAGGAAAGAGGUGUGAAUGAUGAGCUUUAUGAUCAACUUGUACAAGCAAUGGCCGAAGCAGAUAAUUCAAAACGAGAUGCAUUUGAAGAGUCUUUAAGGCGUAGGAAAGCAGAAAAAGCUGCCAUGGAGGCUAAACGAAGGGUCAAAGCAUCGGAAGCCUUAUACACAAACGAACAAAAACUGCGACAUGAAAUCAACGAAUCACUUGAAAAAACCAAAGAAGAACACGAAAGCAUCAAAAAGGAACUAAAUGAAGUGUCACAAGAACUCCAAAUUGCACUCCAACAAAAAUCACAUCUCGAAACUCAAAUCGUAGACGUUGACCAAACGGUCAACGAACUUGAGCAAAAAAUGUUCUCAGCUGUUGACCUUUUGAAAAACUACAAAAAGGAACGCGAUGAAUUACAAGUGGAAUGUGAUGAUGCAAUUAGGCUUUUAGAGGACAUGAAAGAGAAGGAAAGACGAGAUGAAGGGUCCAGUUCAAAUGCGAUGGCUCAGUUUUAUACCGAGUUUUCUUUCCAAGAAAUUAAAGAUGCCACGUGUAAUUUUGAUCAGUCUUUGAAGAUUGGUGAAGGAGGGUAUGGAAGUAUUUUUAGGGGGUCACUUAGGCAUACUCAAGUGGCUAUUAAAAUGUUGCAUUCUCAUAGCUUGCAAGGACCUUCAGAAUUUCAACAAGAGGUUAGCGUCUUGAGCAAACUGAGGCACCCAAAUCUGGUAACCCUAAUCGGAGCAUGUCCAGACGCUUGGAUAAUCAUCUACGAGUAUCUCUCAGGAGGAAGCUUAGAAGAUCGACUCACUUGCAAAAACAACACUCCGCCAUUAUCAUGGCAGACACGAAUCCGAAUCGCCGCCGAGUUAUGCUCCGUUCUCAUCUUCCUCCAUUCAUGCGGCGUCAUUCACGGCGAUCUAAAACCAGCUAAUCUCCUCCUCGAUCAAAACCUCGUCACCAAAUUAAGCGAUUUCGGAAUCUGUCGCGUCCUUUCAGAAAACGAAUUAACAUCCAACAAUACAUCGCUAUGUUGCAGAACAGAUCCGAAGGGGACUUUUGUGUAUAUGGAUCCGGAGUUUCUUUCAACCGGAGAGUUGACUUCGAAAUCAGAUACAUAUUCUUUUGGUGUUAUACUUUUGAGGUUGUUGACGGGGAAACCGGCUUUGGGGUUGAGGAAGGAAGUGCAGUAUGCGAUGAAUAAAGAGAAUUUGAAGAGUGUUUUGGAUCCGACAGCUGGCGAUUGGCCAUUUGUGCAAGCUCAACAGUUGGCUUUGUUAGCGAUGAAUUGUUGUGAUAGUGUUCGUGAGAAUAGACCGGAUCUUGCGUCUGAGGCAUGGAGGGUGCUUGAACCAAUGAGGGUGUCAUGUGGAUUGUCUUCCUUUAGAUUUGGUUCGGAUGGACAAUGUCAGAUUCCACAUUACUUCAUCUGUCCAAUCUUUCAGGAAAUCAUGCAAGAUCCGGUGGUUGCUGCGGAUGGAUUUACUUACGAAGCAGAAGCUUUAAAAGGAUGGUUAGACAGCGGGCAUAACACCUCACCCAUGACCAACCUUGACCUGGUCAACUCCAACCUUGUACCUAAUCACGCCCUGAGGUCUGCCAUUCAGGAAUGGCUCCAACAACCAUGAAGGAGAAUGACCCCUUAAAUGCGAUAUAUAUAAAAUACAUAUAUGUAUAUAUGGAAAUGGUAAAAAUUUAUUGAUUCUAUCCAUUGUGUUACCUUGAUUGUGUUAAACACCGUUGGUUUAUAUUUGCAGUGUUGUAGUUCUCGGAUAUAGUAAAACUUUAUUAGAGAAUGCAUAUAUUUUGUUUCCACGUUUUUUUCUUGAAAUC
Molecule: messenger RNA, 3525 nt
Organism: Lactuca saligna
Lineage: Eukaryota; Viridiplantae; Streptophyta; Magnoliopsida; Asterales; Asteraceae
Source: the annotation of a GenBank genome assembly